This is a messenger RNA of Humulus lupulus (European hop), 1773 nucleotides long. RefSeq names its product protein NRT1/ PTR FAMILY 8.3-like. The transcript has 5 exons. Gene Ontology annotation, cellular component: plant-type vacuole membrane. Gene Ontology annotation, biological process: oligopeptide transport; transmembrane transport. Gene Ontology annotation, molecular function: transmembrane transporter activity. Bases 1 to 1773 code for a protein of 590 amino acids. Lineage: Eukaryota; Viridiplantae; Streptophyta; Magnoliopsida; Rosales; Cannabaceae. The record is from RefSeq and is a predicted model, not a curated record.
AUGGCUGCUGGGGAAAAUUAUCACAACUCGCUCACUAGUUUUGGUCAGUGUUAUGUUCAGAAUGACAGCAGUGGUGAGCUUUAUUACACUAUAGACGGCUCAGUCGACUUCUAUGGGGAGCCUGCGCUGAAGCAAGAUACUGGAAAAUGGAGAUCAUGCUUCUUCAUUUUAGGUGCUGAAUGUUGUGAACGGAUGGCCUUCUACGGUGUUUCCAGUCAUCUUGUUGAUUCAAUUACAAAAAAACUGGACCUACAAAGAGUCAUAGCAGUUCAAACUGUUACCAUAUGGCAAGGCACUACCUAUAUCGUACCACUUAUUGGAGCCAUUCUUGCAGAUUCAUACAUAGGAAGAUAUUGGACAAUUGUAGCUUUCUCCUCUAUCCAAUUCAUUGGAGUGUGUGCUUUGAUUAUCACAGGAUCAAUUCCAACUUUUGAGCCAACAGUGUGUGUGGAGAGAUAUUGUGCCUCAACCGCAGUUAGACAAUACACUGCAAUUUUGGUUGGACUUUCUCUCAUUGCUUUAGGGACUGGUGGGGUCAAACCAUGUGUUGCUGUAUUUGGUGGGGACCAAUUUGAUGAAUAUGAUCUAAGGGAGAGGAGAAUGAAGGGUUCUUAUUUUAACUGGUUUUAUUUUGCAACUUGUGUUGGCAUUUUUGUGGCAAGUUUUUUCAUUGUCCGGAUUCAAUAUACUUCUGCCUGGAGUGUUGGGUUUUUGGUGCCUGCCUUGUCUAUGGGAAUUUCAAUUGCUUUUAUCCUUUCUGGGACACCCUUCUACAGAUUUCACAAACCAAGACAAAAUCCUUUUACAACAAUGUUCCAAGUCUUGGUAGCUUCUUGCCGUAACUGGAAUCUCGAUGUGCCUGAGGAUAGUAGUCUCUUGUACGAGACACAAAAUGGAGGGUUUACUAUUGAAGAAAAAUUUAAACUAAAACAUACUGAUACACUCAGGUUCCUUGAUAAAGCUGCUGUUAUAUCUAAUGCUGAGCUUGUGAAUGAGAACUUGUACAACCCUUGGAGGCUUUGCACUGUAAAUCAGGUGGAACAACUAAAGGCUUUAAUCAAUUUAUUUCCAAUUUGGGCCACUGGGAUAACCUUGCAUGCUGCUAGAGUCCAAGUUUCAACAUUGUUUGUAGAACAAGGAAUGUUGAUGGACACGAAGAUAGAUUCAUUUUCCCUUAAUGUAGACUUACUUGGGGUAUUUGAAUACACGAGUGGUAUCAUCUUGGUUCCCUUGUAUGAUAAGGUGAUCAUCCCAAUUGUAAGGAGAUUCACAGGCAAUGAAAAAGGUUUCUCAAAGCUGCAACAAAUAGGGAUCGGUCACUUCAUUUCGGUGCUGAGCAUGGUAGCUGCUGCUAUAGUUGAAACCAUUAGGCUUAACAUAGCUAAAGAACUUGGUUUAGUUUACCAUGACAAAAAUGCCAUACCACUCAAUAUCCUAUGGCAAUUACCUCAGUACAUUCUCUUUGGAAUAUCAAUGGUGUUUUCAUACCCGGCACAACUUGAAUUCUUCUAUGACGAAUCUCCAGUGGCUCUACGAAGUUUGUGUAAUGCAUUUUUGAUGUUAAGCUUUGGAUUUGGAUACUAUAUGACCUCUUCUUUUCUUCAUAUAGUAAAAUACUGCACAAGUAAGGGUGAUAAGAUUGGAUGGUUACCAAAAAAUCUGAAUGAAGGUCAUCUUGAUUAUGUCUUUUGGACGUCGGCAGGUAUUAGCUUCUUGAAUAUGUUAAUUUUCAUAAUCUAUGCAAUGAAGUUUAAACAGAGAAAAGCCUUGUAA